Molecule: messenger RNA, 2561 nt
Organism: Solea solea (common sole)
Lineage: Eukaryota; Metazoa; Chordata; Actinopteri; Pleuronectiformes; Soleidae
Gene: eva1bb
Product: eva-1 homolog Bb (C. elegans)
Exons: 3
Coding region: 592-1092 (166 amino acids)
Source: RefSeq, a predicted model, not a curated record
UAAUCCACGAGCCCCCACAGCACCGCUGCCCAGUGCCAGGGGCAGCCAACUUGCUAUUUCCUGUUCCACCCUCUUGGCUUUAAACAGAGAACAGACCUCUGUGUGGUGUGACCAGCAGAGUCAGAUCACCUCCCUCUGGUCAGACAUCAUCAGGAGCAGGAAAAAAAAGUCCAGUAAAGUGAGAUUUGUAUGAAAGUGAGGGAUAACGUUUUUUCUUUUCUUUUGUUAAUCAGGGCUUUUAUUUUGGAGUUUAAUUUUAUCUCGGAGGAAAAGGAAACUCUUGUGGACUGUUUGUGUCUGGUCCUCCUCCUCCCUCUGGAGGAUGAGAGGGAGUGGAUCACAGUGUGGAGCUGCUCCUCGUCCGCUCCAGCAGCAACAUUCACCUCCUGCUGCCUCUGUCUCACACACAGGAUUUUAUCCACAUGUUGUCAGACACACAAGUGUCUGAGCUCUUUGUGGUUGUGUUUGUUUUGCCAGUGGGAACUUUGUCACAUCCAGGAUCAAGGACGUGCUGCUGCUGCUGCUGCUGCAGGAGUCGAGAGAGUGAAAAGUCCCGGACAUGUUAGAGAUCUGAACCCACUGUGAACCAGGAUGGAGCCUGUGAAGAGAGACAUGGAGCUGCUCAGUAACAGCAUGGCGACCUACGCUCACAUCAAAGCUAACCCAGAGAGCUUCGCCCUCUACUUCAUGAUGGGCGUCUGUUUCGGCCUCCUCAUGGCGCUCUGCCUCAUGGUGGCCGCCCUCACCUGCAGGACCCGGCGCCGCAUCAAACCCCCACCAUCCCCCGAGAGGAGACAGCUGAAGGAGUCCAGUGCAGAGGAGGAGGAGGAUGAUGAGGAGGAGGAGAGCAUCGCAGAGGAAGACUGCGAAGAGGCAGACAUCCCCAAAGUGACAGUGGCGUCCCUGAGCGACUGCAGCAGCCCGUCUAAUGGAACUCUGAGGAGUGUGAACGUGUUUGCCUCCGCUGAGGAGCUGGAGAAGGCCAGACGUCUGGAGGAGAGGGAACGAAUCGUCAGGGAGAUUUGGAGGAACGGGCAGCCGGACAUCCUGGUCACGGGGACGGGGACGAUUGGACGAGUGCAUUACCACUAACAGACACUUUGACUGCAUCUUAAAGACACCUCACAGACUGCAAAGAUCAUGAUACACAUAUUUUCACUGUGGAAAACAAAAGGGUUCCUGGUAAAGAGAGGUAGAAUUUAAGCAUUGGGACCAUGAGGAGAAAUAAUCAGCCUGUGACAAGGGGAAUAUGACUCUUCUGUGACUAUGGAAAAAAUGGAAAAAAAAGUUUUGCUCCUUUCAUUGUCUCCCACUUUAUCCUCCACAUGAGGGUCACCAAUCCCAGCUGACAUAGGACAAAAGGUGGGGGACACCCUGGACAGGUCGCCAGUCCAUCGCAGGGCAAACACACACGGAUGAACAUGUGUGAGGAAACUGGAGAAAAUCCACUCUCACACAGGGACAACAUGCAAGGUCCCGAACCAUCAACCUUCUUGCUGUGAGGCAAUACUUGCUCCAUAUCCAUACGUUUAAAAAGUGUUUAAUAAGUGUUAUUAUUUACAUGGUAAAGAUAAAGUAGAAUAACAAUGUAGCAGAAUAUACUAAAGUCAUUUCCUCCAGCCUUAAGAAUGUACUCUGUGUGACAGUUUUAUGUUGCACUGAAUUUCCAACAAUUUACACUGUUCCCACACAUUUUCACCAAUUCAUUUUCAAAACUUUACAUACAUUUUCCACAAUAUUUUACCGGACUUCACAACAGUAGGCCCCUAAAGUGACUACAGGGCCCAGUAAUGAGGCUCUUACUGCGAUGCCCUAGCCCUGUCACAGGCUUUGUACAACAAUGUGUGAUGAAUUAUCUUAUUCAACAUCCUCAGUCGACUCUGUCUCUUUCUUUUAUUUGUCAUUUGAACACCGCGCAUUAUUAAAAACACACAGAUUAGCAUCCUGUUUGCGCUUGCUAACUUCACUCGGAGGGAACAUAAUGCAUACUACGUGUGUCACAUGAAACGUGUUUUAUAUUCUGUUUAUGCAGUUUUUAUAUUCAAUAUAUAAGAUCUAUAAGAUUUCUAAUUCCACAAGCCCUUGUCCAUUAAUCCCUGCAAAACACGGAUUCCUUCAAUUCCCAUGACGCAACUUCUCCUCCUUUGCUUUGACCCUCUCACUGUCCACAUCUUUCAAAUUUCACAUAUGACAAAAUAAUCUUGUCGAGCAAGUUUUGCACUAGAAAAAAAAUCUAAUUUUAAGAGAAAAUACCUAACUUUGUGUUAAUAUGAUAUCACAGCUUACUUUAAGAUGUCAUUAGCGAAAACAAUGGUUUGUGUGUGUAUUAAAAUGUGUUUAAUAAAGACAUUAAUCCAUUAUCACAGAUUGGUGUGUGCAAAUAAGAAAGUCUGAGGUAUAAAUGCUUAAAGUCAUCUUAAUCAAGUAAAGAAAGACUAAGCAUUUCUUUGCUUAUGAUGAGUUCAACUUUCUCAAAGUCGGUUUUUCCUCGUUUUAAGGCACACAGAUUAUUUUCUCAUUAUCAUUAUUACAAGAAAAUAAAAGUAAGAAUAUGUGGCUGA